This is a messenger RNA of Dunckerocampus dactyliophorus (ringed pipefish), 3636 nucleotides long. RefSeq names its product hormonally up-regulated neu tumor-associated kinase. Gene Ontology annotation, molecular function: ATP binding; protein serine/threonine kinase activity. Gene Ontology annotation, biological process: protein phosphorylation; intracellular signal transduction. NCBI's taxonomy places the organism in Eukaryota, Metazoa, Chordata, Actinopteri, Syngnathiformes, Syngnathidae. Bases 900 to 2855 code for a protein of 651 amino acids. Gene Ontology annotation, cellular component: cytoplasm. The transcript has 16 exons. The record is from RefSeq and is a predicted model, not a curated record.
CAGUACAAUCACAAAGCUGUGGCGCGUAAGGUGGUCUCACCAAGAUGGCGGCGAUCGAAAAAAUCUGGCUUCAAAUUUUGGCGCGUGAAAACAAUAGGUUGCUCGAUCCAGUCUUUUUUUUAGAUCAGUGCAACGACAUUUGUUUUCUAUAAUAAUGACGACCCAACUUUAUUAAAAUCCCUCUCAGCACACCUGUGGUUUUUCCCUAGAUUAGUUGAUGACGUAAAUUGGAGGCGACGCCCAAAUAAUUCGCGCUGAAAGACAACAAAUAUCACAAAAUGGCUAAGCUACUUGAGACGACGUCGUUUCAAAAUGGAUACCGUCAUAUCCCAGUUGUCCCGUUUCCCUGGUGCCACCCGUGAAACACGGCCUCUGAUGUGCAGCACCGUCCAGCAGUGUUGGCCCUUUUUUCGUACAGAGGCCCGGCUGGGAUUGGACGCUGCGUUUGGAUCUGUGGCCCAUGUUUCCCGUAACGACGCCAAGUGACAGAAUGACUCACACUUCCAGAUUAAAUCUGCUCGAUACUGUGUCAAAGGCUGGAAGACCCAACAUCUUGACCUUCCUGCGGUUGCACGUGAACAUUGUACAUCAUGCGAUGGAGGACGUUGCCAAACCCCAGCAACGGCCAGAAGACAACAAAAGGACCUUAUUUUCCUGGCCUGGGUCACAGCAUGGAGACCCCGAUGACUCCACACCUGGAACAACACCCAGAAGACCCGCUUGGCCUGCGAGCGUGCACGUUGCGUGCUUGUGUGACUGACGGGAAGACAGGGGUCGCCACCAAGGAGCCAUGCAAGGAGGCAUCCAAGGUGCAGCGAGUACGGAAGCGGGGAGAGACCGCAUCCACCUUUGACCCCUGCCCUCGCCCCGUUUGAGUGGGGUUGCCGCAUGGGGUCCCGAUGCCGGCCGCCGCUGUGAAGCCCUCCUUGGCGGGGAAGAAGACCACAGAGGAUGAAAAAGGCGGAGGAGCGUCGCUGCCGGGCCGCGUCCCCCUGCUGGCGCCCCCCCGGGAGCUGCUGCAAUGUUUCCCACACUCCAAGCGUGUGGGCUCCUACCUGGUGGGCAAGAUGAUCAACAAGGGCUCCUUCGCCAAGGUGAUGGAGGGGCUCCACCUCGGCACGGGAGAGAAGGUGGCCAUCAAGGUGAUUGACAAGAAGAAAGCCCGCCAGGACGCUUAUGUGCAAAAGAACAUGAAAAGAGAACCUCACGUCCAUCAGAUGAUCCGACACCCUCACAUUGUCGUCCUGCUGGAGACUCUGGAGACGGAGAACAGCUUCUACAUGGUGAUGGAGAUGUGCGCCGGGGGGGACCUGAUGGACCGCAUCUGCGAGAGGAAGAGGCUGCAGGAGAGGGAGGUGCGCCGCUACGCCCGGCAAAUUCUCUCGGCGGUGGAGCACCUGCACAAGCACGGCAUUGUGCACAGAGAUUUAAAGAUUGAGAACUUCCUGCUGGACGAGCACAACAACAUCAAGAUCGUCGACUUUGGCCUGAGCAACACCCUGAAGGCGGAGUCUUUGUCCUCUGAGCUGCUCACCACUCAGUGCGGAAGCCCCGCCUACGCCGCCCCCGAGCUGCUCGCCCACAGGAAGUACGGACCCAAGGUGGACGUCUGGUCCAUAGGCGUGAGCAUGUUUGCCAUGCUGACUGGGACGCUGCCCUUCACCGUGGAGCCGUUCAACAUCAAACAUCUGCACCACAAGAUGGUCACCGGCGACAUCAACAGCAUCCCCGACGACGUCAGCACAGGUGCCGCAACGUUUGUGAUGUCUCUCCUGGAGCCGGACCCCGAGAAGAGACCCAGCGUCCGGGCGGCCAUGCAGGCGAGAUGGAUCAACGAGGGCUACGCCAAGAGGCUGCGAAACGCACUCUCACACAAUAACAGGUUGCGCGAGGAGGAUCUGGACGCGUCCGUGCUGGCGUACAUGACGGAUGAGCUGGGCUACUCGCGCUCGGAAACCACGCACACGCUGACGACCAACCGGCCCUCCGCCAUCAUGGCGUCCUAUCACCUGUUGCUGGCCAAACAAAAGAGGAGCCUGGCAGGGGUGAAGAUCCACCAGAGUGACAGCUCCAAGCCGCCAAUCAGACGCCCCAAGGCUCGCCAAGUGGCGGAGAGCCGGCGCGUAAGGACGAGACCAGAGCGUCCGCACGAUGAGGAUGAACGAGAAGAUGAUGACAAUCGUCGCCCGUCUCCCUCUCUUCCUCCUCUCCUCUGCGCCGCCUCCCGGGAAGCCACUGACGAGGAGACGGCCGCCAUCUUGGUCACCAGAGAGGCUCUGCUUCCUGACGACAAGGAAGUCAUCCAUCUUUCUCCUCCUAAAACUUCUGUAUCGCACCUCUGUGACUCCGCCCCCUUACCUGCUGAGCCAUUUGGAGACAGCGGCACCUCAGGAGCUGUCCAACAAACGCAGCAUCUCCGGACAACGUAUUCAGACGGUGGUGGAGGCCACCAUGCGGCCCAGGGCCUCCUCAGGUUGAACACGUUGGAGAAAAGCGGCGCUCCUCCCAGAAUGCACCUGGACGACCACGCACGGAGAGCCCCGCCCACCACGCUGCCCCGCCUCCGCCAUCAAGGGCUGAAAGAAGGUCAUGGCAGGAAGGUGGUGUGGGUCUCUGGCUCCACUGGACUCCAGGUGAACGGCUCCAAAACCCUUCCCUCGGAGAGGCACCCUCUGGUGGUGAGGGGACAGCGGGGGGAGCCAGCAGGGAGGACGGCGGCAACGGUUGGGUCCAAGAGGAACUCUGGCCAAUUACGCUCUACCCCACGCCGACGGGUAACGGACGUCAAUCUGCCGCUACUUCCUGCCGCGCUGCAGAGGAAGACGGACAGGAAGCUGCACAGCGUGAACUACUGACACACACGUAGCGAUGCUAACCAUCACGUCGCCGUCCUCGUGGGGACAAAGACUAGAAGGGACGCGUGGAAAAUAGUUACAAUACCAACAAAAGGUGAGUUUACAGCAGGCUAGAAAAUGAUGCUAACUAUUAUUCUGAAUUAUUAGAACUCUCAACCAAACUGAAGGUUUCCACGUUUACACGCGAAGUCAGCAGGGGGCGAGUUACUGUACUUCCUUAGCGAUGCUAACUACGUUUACUGCGGUGACAUCUUCACGAUGAUCCUGACUCACUGGCGCCUCCCUAGGAAUAAAAUGGUAUUACAAGGCAAUACCUUUCAUUCCAUACAUUUUAGUCAAUCUGCUAAAAUGAGCCUCCCAUGCAGUAAAUAUUGUUAUCACCAGCAUUUAUAAGCUCUAAUGCCAAAUAUAAUAUAUACAUACAGUAUAUACAUAUUAGGGGUGCACGAUAAUUAGGGUGGUGAUAUGAGGGAAUUAUGAUGUCAUACCGAUAAAGCCGAUAUCAUGAAAAAUAGCUCCGACAACCGAUAAUUUAAAAAAGGGCUCCUAUGAGGCGAGAUUACCCGUACUGUGCUGGUGAGAUAAUCAAGCACUCCUUUUUUUCUCCUGCCUGUGACGUUAACGGCCUGUCGUAACUUCCCCUGAGCUCACUUGGAAACAAGCACUCACUUUCCGAGGAAGACAUUUCACAUGCUAGUUGUACCAAAGGCUCCGCAAUGAUGGGAAAAAAAACAUCGAGCACACAAAAAACCUUAUCAUCACCUGAAACGCCAGCACCGUG